UAGCUCCAGCUCCAAUCCAUGCCUUUAAACUCCAUUCCUCAUUCCCUCAACCAAACAAAACCUUCUCCCUCUUUCCAAACCUACCUCCCGCUCCUCCAUCCCGCUCACUCAUCCGCCACAAUAAACUCUCCAUUCGCGCCGUCAGCUCCGGCGGCGCCGGAGGAAAAUUCGCCGAAGAUGCAGCUCUCUCUUCCAACGGCCCUCCCCCUCCCGCCGUCCGAUCAAAGGUUAGGCGGCACACGAUUUCGGUCUUCGUUGGUGACGAGAGCGGAAUGAUUAACAGAAUUGCGGGGGUUUUCGCGCGAAGAGGUUACAACAUCGAGUCUCUCGCAGUUGGUCUCAACGAGGACAAGGCGCUCUUCACCAUCGUCGUCUCCGGCACCGAUAGGGUGCUCCGGCAAGUCGUGGAGCAGCUCCACAAGCUCGUCAAUGUAUUAAAGGUUGAAGAUCUUUCGAAUGAGCCACAGGUGGAACGUGAAUUAAUGCUCAUAAAAGUGAAAUCCGAUCCCAAAUACUAUAAUGAGAUAAAGUGGUUUGUGGACAUCUUCAGAGCUAAGGUCGUGGAUACCUCGGAACAUUCUGUGACGAUUGAGGUCACUGGAGAUCCAGGGAAGCUCGUUGCAUUUGAAAGAAAUCUAAGCAAGUUUGGAAUUAAAGAAAUAGCUAGAACCGGAAAGAUUGCUUUGAGAAGGGAGAAGUUGGGUGCCUCUGCUCCAUUUUGGCGGUUUUCAGCUGCUUCUUAUCCGGAUCUUGAAGUAAAACCAGUUGUUAAUGCCCUUGAGGCAGCCAAAACUAGCAAUCCUAUUACCAACACUGAUACACCUGUGGGGGGUGAUGUUUAUCCUUCAGAGCCUUCAGAUGGCUUUAUAGUCAAGCAAGUACUUGAUGCUCACUGGGGUGUUCUCAAUGAUGAUGAUACCACUGGAAUUCAAUCGCACACUUUAUCCAUCCUUGUGAAUGAUUCUCCUGGAGUUCUCAACUUAGUCACAGGGGUUUUUGCUAGAAGGGGAUACAACAUUCAGAGUUUAGCUGUGGGACAUGCGGAAGUUGAAGGACUUUCUAGAAUUACAACUGUGGUUCCAGGGACAGAUGAGUCAAUCGGCAAGUUGGUGCAGCAACUGUAUAAGCUAGUAGAACUGCAUGAGGUUCAUGAUCUCACCCACUUGCCAUUUGCUGAGCGAGAAUUGAUGCUGAUAAAGAUUGCUGUCAAUACUGCUGCACGACGUGAUGUCCUCGAUAUCGCCACCAUUUUUAGGGCUAAAGCCGUUGAUGUAUCUGAUCAUACAGUAACCCUUGAGGUUACUGGAGAUCUGGACAAAAUGGUGGCGUUGCAGAGAACGUUGGAACCGUAUGGGAUUUGUGAGGUGGCACGAACUGGGCGCAUAGCACUGGUGCGCGAGUCAGGGGUAGACUCCAAAUACUUGCGUGGAUAUUCCUUUCCCUUGUAAAUUGUAAUUGUUUAAACUGCGUUGAACCUUGUGUUUUUCACCUUCUAAGUUCGGCAUGUUUGUUCUUGACUAGAAAUUUUGACGGUAACUAGUAAUUUCAAAGCUGCACUUCUCUUUGGUCA
Molecule: messenger RNA, 1570 nt
Organism: Arachis duranensis
Lineage: Eukaryota; Viridiplantae; Streptophyta; Magnoliopsida; Fabales; Fabaceae
Product: acetolactate synthase small subunit 2, chloroplastic
Biological process (GO): L-valine biosynthetic process
Cellular component (GO): cytosol
Molecular function (GO): acetolactate synthase activity; acetolactate synthase regulator activity
Source: RefSeq, a predicted model, not a curated record